CAUGCCUAUAAAUCGAAGAAAAAUAUAAUCUCUCAACUGCCGAACCCUCCUCUUUUGCCAAACCCAAAAACGAAACCACCUGCGUGUGUCUUGUUAUUGUAUUCCCCUGUUUUCGACAGUUUCAUCGGUGGUGGUGAAGAUGUCGAAAGCUGGAACUUGCUAUUAUUCAGUGUUGGGAGUUUGUAAACAAGCUUCUGCUUAUGAAAUUCGUGACGCUUAUCGCAGGCAGGCUUUGAAAUGGCAUCCCGACAGAUGGAUGAAGAACCCCAAAGCAUCUGGAGAAGCUAAACAACGAUUCCAAUGUAUUCAAGAGGCAUACUCGGUUUUGUCUGAUAAAGGAAAGAGAGAGAUUUAUGAUGCUGGGUUGUUGGGUCUAAUUACGGACGAUGACGAUGAAGGAUUUGUUAAUUUCAUGCAGGAAAUGGUUUUGAUGAUGCAAAAUGUUAGCUCGAAGGAAGGAUACAGUCUCGAGGAUCUUCAAGGAUCGUUAAUGGACAUGAUGGCAGAGGAUGACAGACGUAAAUUUGGCUUUGACUGGGAUUCUGGUGCUAAGAAGAGAGCACGAUUUUGCUGAUGCCCUGCUGUUCUACUGUUUUUUAUUGGCAAACUAAGGUCUUUGUUCUUGGGUGCAAUUCAAACAAGGCAAUAAUGUUCCAAGAUGGCAUGAAAAGUUUAAAAGUAACAAUUAACCUUUAUUUCCUCUGUAAAAUUUAGAAUGUUAGGAUUCAGGUAAACUUAAAUAUAUAUUAAUUCUGAAU
Hibiscus syriacus is the source of this 758-nucleotide messenger RNA. Its product is annotated as chaperone protein DnaJ-like. The record is from RefSeq and is a predicted model, not a curated record. The transcript has 4 exons. NCBI's taxonomy places the organism in Eukaryota, Viridiplantae, Streptophyta, Magnoliopsida, Malvales, Malvaceae. The coding region runs from base 140 to 574 and encodes 144 amino acids.